Molecule: messenger RNA, 1010 nt
Organism: Condylura cristata (star-nosed mole)
Lineage: Eukaryota; Metazoa; Chordata; Mammalia; Eulipotyphla; Talpidae
Gene: ATP6V0C
Product: ATPase, H+ transporting, lysosomal 16kDa, V0 subunit c
Exons: 2
Biological process (GO): proton transmembrane transport
Cellular component (GO): proton-transporting V-type ATPase, V0 domain
Molecular function (GO): proton-transporting ATPase activity, rotational mechanism
Source: RefSeq, a predicted model, not a curated record
CUGCAGAGCAGCACUGGACAGAGGGGUGGCUGUGAGUGCCCAGGUGAGGCUGCUCCUCCUGGGGCCCUCUGCUCCCUCUUUCCUGUGGUGACCCUCGUGACGAGGGUCCCACAGCCCGCCCUGGACCUGGCCUGGGCUCUGCUCACCUCCUCUCCCUCCACAGCCCUGGGCGCCGCCUAUGGUACGGCCAAGAGUGGCACAGGCAUCGCCGCCAUGUCCGUCAUGCGGCCAGAGCUGAUCAUGAAGUCCAUCAUCCCCGUGGUCAUGGCAGGCAUCAUCGCCAUCUACGGGCUGGUGGUGGCCGUCCUCAUCGCCAACUCCCUGAAUGAUGGCAUCACUCUCUACAGGAGUUUCCUGCAGCUGGGCGCGGGCCUGAGCGUGGGCCUGAGCGGGCUGGCGGCCGGCUUCGCCAUCGGCAUCGUGGGGGACGCCGGCGUGCGCGGCACCGCCCAGCAGCCCCGGCUCUUCGUGGGCAUGAUCCUGAUCCUCAUCUUCGCCGAGGUGCUGGGCCUCUACGGGCUCAUCGUCGCCCUCAUCCUGUCCACAAAGUAGCCCCUCCCCGAGCCCACCAGCCACAGAAUCCGAUGUAAAGACCACCCUCCUCAUUCCAGAACGAACAGCCCGACACGCACGCACGGGGCCGCGCCCCCAGUAGCUGGUCUUGUAAAUGCGCCGUGUCCCAGUGCCCGUCGUCUGUCCGGCCUUGCCCCCGCCCGCCCGCCCUCCCGUGCGUGCCCCUCCGGGCCCCGCCCGCCGCCCGCCCUCCAGUGCUCUGUGUAUAAGGAUGCUUAGAGUUGUCAUUUUCUCUUCACUGGAUGUUUAUUUAUAAAGAUUGACCUGUUCGUGCGUCUGGAGCACCUGUCUCCAAGCACAUAGCCCCCUCAGUAGUGUCGCGUCGUGGGGUGACGUUCGCUCCCGGACUCCUCGGCCCAGCCACCCUCCGCCGCGGGCGGGCCGGGCCUGCGGCCGGCGCCGAGCUGUGUCCAAUAAAGUUCUCGGAUGUGACCGGC